AUGGCCGCUCGAAAUGCAGCUGGAACGCCCCUGCUUGCUGUUCUUCUGCUGCUGGGCGCGAACCUGUUGAUCCCGCUCGCCAUUGGCAUCUUCGGCAAGGGCUUCUUCCCCUACAAACCGCUGCUGCCUGGCCUCGCGCAAUAUGAGGAUCAUGGCUUCGGACCGCCGGCACCGGCACCCUUUGACCGUGUCGUGUUCAUGGUCGUUGAUGCUCUGAGGAGUGAUUUCGUCUAUGUCGCAAACAGCGGCUUCCAAUUUACCCAAUCACUCAUCCGCAGUGGUGCCGCCGUGCCCUUUACGGCACAUGCCACGUCGCCCACGGUCACAAUGCCGCGCAUCAAGGCCAUCACCACGGGCUCCAUCCCGUCGUUUCUCGAUGUCGUCCUCAACGUCGACGAGGGCGACAAGUCGUCGUCAUUGGCCUCGCAAGAUACGUGGCUGGCUCAGAUGAAAGCCAAGCAGACCCAGCAGGCAGAUGGUGCCGACGCAGGCGGCAAGCUUGUCCUCUACGGUGACGACACCUGGCUCAAGCUGUUCCCGGACACCUUUGACCGCGCCGACGGCACAUCCAGCUUCUUCGUCGCCGAUUUUACCGAAGUCGACAACAAUGUCACGCGCCACGUUCCCCGCGAGUUGCGCCAGACCGACUGGGGCCUCAUGGUGCUGCACUACCUUGGCCUCGACCACAUUGGCCACAAGGGCGGGCCGCGCAGCCCCAAUAUGGUGCCCAAGCAGCACGAGAUGGACGCCAUUGUGCGCGAGAUCUACGAAGCCAUGGAAACGCAGCCGCACCUCGCCAAUACGCUGCUUGUCCUGCUGGGCGACCACGGCAUGAACGACGCCGGCAACCAUGGCGCAUCGUCCGCUGGCGAGACGUCACCCGCCCUGCUCUUUGUCGCGCCGAAGCUCAAGACAGCACUGGCUGAUCCUGCGGCGUCUUUCCUGCCAUGCCCUCUCGCCGAACGGGACGAUUUUCAGUUCUACCACACCGUCGAGCAGUCCGACCUGGCCCCGACACUGGGCGCGCUUCUGGGCUUCCCGGCUCCCAAGAACAACCUGGGUGCGUUUAUCCCGACAUUCUUGCCACUGUGGUCGCGGCGCCGGGACCAAGUGCAGAUCCUGAUGCACAAUGCGCACCAGAUCCUGCGUGUCCUAGAGGCUGCGUUCGGCCCAGAGGUAUUCGCAGAGGUGUCCAUAACGGAGUGCAACGGCCCGCAGACGCAUGUCCAAGAAAUUGCAUGCGCGUGGCACGACAUUGUGCGUACAGCGCCCCGUCUCGAGGACGACGACGAAAGCGGUGGCUUGACCGACGCGAGUUAUGACGAAUGGGCCACCAAAACAAUAAAGACAAUGAGUGGCAUGGCCAGCAAUUACAAUAUCCCCAUGCUCUGCCUGGGCCUGGGCGCUGCUGCCUGUUCCAUGGUCCUCGCCAUCGGGGCCACCUACGCAUUUGUCUCGCGAGGGGGAGGCAGUGGCCUGGGCGAGAUGACCCCGUUUGCCCUCAUUAGCAUUACCUAUGGCAUCAUGAUGUUUGCCAGCAGCUACGUUGAGGAGGAGCACCAUUUCUGGUACUGGGCCACCUCCGCAUGGCUGGCGGUGAUUGGCGGGCGGAGUGUAUCGUUGAGCGCCCGGCGGCCGCCGAAGCACGUUGUUGCUGCUGUAGUAACCGUUGUCGCCGCCUUCACGGCCGUUCGUCUUCUCCGUGGUUGGAACCAAACCGGCCAAAAGUUCGCCGGCGAGCCCGACCUCGUCAAGACCAUUUUGCAGCCCAACCCACAGCUGCUCUGGACCUUCGUUGCGGCUACGUACGCGCUGAUCGCAAUUGAACUGGUGCAAGGGCUUGUUGUUUUCCCCGCCGCCGUGACCGCACCGGCUGUGUUUCUCCUCGUUCUCUCGGCCCUGUCGUUCAAGCUUGUCUUUACCUACGAGGACUCGCCCGAGCUGGUGGCCAGCUUUGCUAGCACACUCGUCGAGCUGAUUGAGCGCAUCGAUGGCGGCAGCACCGGGCCGGUUACUCUCAUUACACGCGCCCGCGUCGUCUUUGCUGGGCUGUCUGUUGCGACCGCCGCGGCUGUCUACUCCAUUGUCGUUUCGAAGCGGCAAGGCAACACUAUAAACCGACCUGCCACCAAUGUUCUCCUUCCGCUCUAUGCACUGCUAGCCGUAACACAGUCCCGCACCACCAACAUCCCGCUGUUCCUCUUGUUUGGCGUCAUCUACCGCUUUCUGGCCGCGCAGCAACAACACCUCGCGCCCACAGAGAUCACCACGGCCGCGCUGCUCCUGCAAUUUGCUUCGUUUUUCGCUUUUGGGGGCACUAACGCCAUCUCGAGCGUCGACCUCUCGUCAGCCUACAACGGCAUCUCCGGUUUCUCCGCCGGCGCUGUGGGUGUGCUGAUUUUUGUCAGCAACUGGGCCGGCUCCAUCUACUGGGCCGUUGCGUCGGUUCUCCUUCUCACAACUCGCUCGUCGUCGUCACCACCAUCUUGUCCCUGGCUGCAGCAUGCUAGCCUCCUCACUGUAUUUGCGGCGGCCAGCGCCGUGGCCGUCAUGGCUGCCUGCACGGCACUGCGGACACACCUGUUCGUGUGGACCGUGUUCUCGCCCAAGUAUCUCUACUGUAUUGCAUGGAGCUUGGGUAUGCACUUGGGCAUCAACCUGGGCCUUGGCGGGCUGUUAUACUGGUUGGGUACUUCCUCGUAA
Sporothrix brasiliensis 5110 is the source of this 2703-nucleotide messenger RNA. Its product is annotated as ethanolaminephosphotransferase. Gene Ontology annotation, biological process: GPI anchor biosynthetic process. The transcript is spliced from 4 exons. Lineage: Eukaryota; Fungi; Ascomycota; Sordariomycetes; Ophiostomatales; Ophiostomataceae. Gene Ontology annotation, cellular component: endoplasmic reticulum membrane. Bases 1 to 2703 code for a protein of 900 amino acids. The record is from RefSeq and is a predicted model, not a curated record.